CUUGGAUACCACUCCAAUGCCUGACUCGUUGCCCUUGUUAAAGAGAGUUUACAUUUCUUUUGAGGCAUGUAAGAAGGGUUUUGUCUUAGGGUGUAGACCUUUCAUUGGUCUUGAUGGCACAUUCUUGAAGGGCUUCUAUGGAGGACAGUUACUCACUGCAAUAGGUCAAGAUGUAAACAACCAGAUUUUCUCAAUUGCUUACGUCGUGGUGGAUUCAGAAACCAGAGAUAAUUGGAAAUGGUUCUUGGAGCAUUUACACAAUGACUUGGGCAACUACAAGGUUCAUGGUUGGAACUUCAUUAGUGACCAACAAAAGGGUCUGAUUCCAGCUAUGCAACAAGUUAUGCCUGGAGUUCAUCAUCACUUCUGUGCUAUGCAUAUUUGGAAUAAUUUCACAAAGAGAUGGAAGGACAAAAAACUCAAAGGGGCAGUGUGGGAGUGUUGUCGAGCCACCACAACUCAAGAAUUUAAAGUUGCAAUGUUGAGGCUGCAAUGGAUCAAUACUGGUGCAUGGGAGUAUCUGAACAAGCUUGAUCCGAAGCAGUGGACAAAGGCUCACUUUAGUGAGUGGCCGAAGGUUGACAACGUUACUAACAACAACUGCGAGACAUUCAAUGGUAAGAUUGUGAAAUACAGAGGUAAACUCAUCAUCACUAUAUGCUCAACAAAUUUGAUUUUUUUAGUCAACUCAUCAUCAUCCUCAAGAUUUCUAUCUAGGCCUCCAUUUGCAUCUCGUCUCCUUUUUGCAGAAUCAGCACUGCCUUACUCUGGAAGAAGCCUCACCCUUAGCUAGAUGCUUCCCAGCACCAUGAAGGCUCAAAGUAUCAUGACGAUGUUUCUUGACCUGAUUUUAACAUUAAAAGUACAUAAAUAGAGGACAUAUUUAAUGGUUAAAUAGGGCAAGAAAAUAUUUGUAACAGUGAAGAGAGGAGAAAUAAAACAAGUUAUCUCAGUGGCAUGCCAACUGGCUUAAGGAUCCAUGAUAGACUUCUAAUAUAUGUGAUGAUGAGACCUUCUGCCCAGUUAGCUUAACCAGUUCAACCUAAAAAGAGGCAAUCAAACGAACUGAGAAAUAGUGAACUAAGGUCUCUAUCUCAAAUAUUGGAAGUUUGAAACUAACAUAAUUCCUUAAAUUGGAAGGAUGAAAACAGUAAAUUUUAUAUAAAGAAGAUGCUUUCAAACCAAUUGCUUUGCAAUCUCAAUGACAUCUUUCUCAAUAAAACUUGUGUUCUUCAAACAAUUAUCACAUGUUUUCUGACAUGUUGAAGAAUCAAACUUCUCCCCAAAAUGAGCAAG
Molecule: messenger RNA, 1296 nt
Organism: Arachis ipaensis
Lineage: Eukaryota; Viridiplantae; Streptophyta; Magnoliopsida; Fabales; Fabaceae
Source: RefSeq, a predicted model, not a curated record